AUGUCGGCCAAACCGAUCCGUGAGUUUGAUGGGAAGCACCUCCUGGCGUACUGGCUUCCCCGCCUGUCGCAUCCUUCGCAGGGUAUUGGUGCCACCACCGGCUCUGCCACAUCACCAGCGACGUCGAACGGAGAGCACUCAGUCAAGUCCAACGGCAAAGCCAGCCUCCCCAGUCCCACCGCAACUUCUCCCACCAACCCCGCCGCCACUUUCCUCGCUCCCAACCGCAUGGUCCACCUCGCAUUCGACACCUCCCUCCUCGUAAAUGAGCAGCAAUUCCAGAACCACGUACUGGAAGUCUUCGACAUCGCCGAAAAGGAGAAUCCUUGGGUUCUUUCGCAAAAGCUUGUCUGCAAGCCUGACCAACUGAUCAAGCGUAGGGGGAAGAACGGACUCUUGGGCAUCAACCUGGACUGGGCAGGUGUGAAGGAGUGGAUCUCCAAGCGUGCAGGGAAGCCCUUCAAACUCGAGAAGACGGAGGGCCUCCUACACACUUUCCUUGUCGAGCCCCUUUGCAUCCAUCCGCAAGACUCGGAAUACUACGUUGCGAUCAACUCGGUUCGUGAAGGUGACUGGAUCCUUUUCACGCACGAGGGAGGUGUUGAUGUCGGAGACGUCGACGCCAAGGCCCGAAAGUUCCUGGUGCAGGUCGACCAGCCUUUCCCCGAACCGAGCGUUAUCGAAAAGGCUCUCCUCUUCGACGUGAAAUCCGCCACUCAAAAGGCCACUCUGGUUGAGUUCAUCACACGCCUGUAUGCCGUCUACUCCGAGCUGCAGUUUACCUACCUCGAAAUCAACCCUCUCGUUGUCCUCGACUCGCCCAACGGCACAGGUCCUGCACAAGUCUUCUACCUCGAUCUCGCGGCGAAGCUGGACCAAACCGCUGAGUUCGAGUGCGGAAAGUACUGGGCGAUGGCACGGAAAAACGCAUACCGCACCACCGUUUCUGGGCCUUCCCACGGUCCCGCCAUGGAGUUCCCGGCACCGUUCGGCAGGGAGCUAACGAAGGAAGAGGCCUACAUUGCUGACCUUGACGCGAAGACGGGGGCCUCCCUGAAGCUCACGGUUCUCAACCCGACUGGUCGCAUUUGGACGAUGGUUGCUGGAGGUGGUGCUUCCGUGGUCUACUCCGAUGCCAUCGCAGCACUUGGCUACGCACACGAGCUCGCCAACUACGGAGAGUAUUCUGGCGCUCCUUCGGAAUCGCAAACCUAUGAGUACGGCAAAACCAUCCUCGACCUCAUGACGCGUGGUAACCCGCAUCCCGAGGGCAAGUUCCUCUUCAUCGGAGGAGGAAUUGCCAACUUCACCAACGUCGCCGCCACAUUCAAGGGAAUCAUCCGCGCCAUGAAGGAAUACCAACGACCUUUGCAAGAGCACCACGUUCGCGUUUUCGUCCGACGUGCCGGCCCGAACUACCAAGAAGGUCUUCGCAUGAUGCGCAACCUCGGCGAGAAUCUCGGUGUCGAGAUCAACGUUUUUGGUCCUGAAAUGCACGUCACCGGUAUUGUGCCCUUGGCUUUGAAGGGAGGUGAUGUUGCCAAGGCUCUCAACGGACACGCCAAUGCUUCUACCGGUUUGUUGGACGGUGCGCAGCCUUCUUCCGGUGCUCAGGCUACCAACGAUCCAAGCCACGGUGCGCAGACUGUUCAAGAGGACACAACGUUGCCGGCCGGGGUUGUACCUUUCACGUCCAGGACCCGCGCUUUCAUCUACGGGAUGCAGCCUCGCGCCGUGCAAGGCAUGCUGGACUUUGACUUCAUGUGCAACCGCAAGGAGCCUUCCGUCGCCUGCAUGAUCUACCCGUUCGGUGGUCACCACGUGCAAAAAUUCUACUGGGGCACCAAGGAGAUGCUCAUCCCCGUCUACACUACCGUACAAGAGGCCGUCGACCGUUUCCCGGGAGUUGAUGUCGUCGUCAACUUUGCGUCCUGCCGAAGUGUGUACGAAUCGACAACUCAGCUUCUGUCGUUCCCCGCUAUCCGCACCAUCGCUAUCAUUGCCGAGGGUGUACCAGAGAAGCGCGCACGCGCUCUCCUCCACGAAGCUACCCAGAGAAACGUUCUUCUAAUCGGUCCCGCCACUGUCGGUGGUAUCAAACCUGGAUGCUUCAAGAUCGGCAACACCGGUGGAAUGAUGGACAACAUUGUAUCUUCGAAACUCUACCGACCGGGAUCCGUUGCGUACGUCUCGAAGUCUGGCGGUAUGUCCAACGAGCUCAACAACAUUGUCUCACGCGCUACCGAUGGCGUAUACGAGGGAGUUGCUAUUGGAGGAGACCGAUACCCGGGUUCCACCUUCAUCGACCACAUGCUUCGUUAUGAGAAGGACCCCAACGCCAAGAUCCUCGUUCUUCUUGGAGAGGUCGGUGGGGUGGAAGAAUACCACAUCGCAAGAGCUGUGAAGGAGGGCCGCAUCACCAAGCCCGUCGUCGCUUGGUGUAUCGGUACCUGCGCCAAGAUGUUCACCACCGACGUGCAAUUCGGCCACGCCGGCAGUUUCGCGAACUCGGACGUUGAAACCGCAGAGGCGAAGAACCGCGCGCUCAAGGCUGCUGGUGUCAUCGUCCCCGACACCUUCGAAGAUCUCCCAGCAGCUCUCGAAGAAGUUUACCGCAAAUUGACUUCCAACAAGACCAUCGUCCCCCGAGCAGAGCCCCCUGUUCCCAAGAUUCCCAUCGACUACUCUUGGGCGCAGGAACUCGGUCUCAUCCGCAAACCUGCAUCCUUCAUCUCGACCAUCUGCGAUGACCGUGGCCAAGAACUUCUCUACGCAGGCAUGGCCAUCAGCGAAGUAUUCAAGGAGGACAUUGGCAUCGGAGGCGUCCUCAGUUUGCUCUGGUUCAAGCGUCGGUUGCCCAGCUACGCCGCCAAGUUCAUUGAGAUGGUUCUUAUGCUGACAGCCGACCACGGACCCGCUGUUUCUGGAGCGCACAACACCAUCGUUACAGCUCGUGCCGGCAAAGACCUCAUCUCCUCUCUCGUUGCCGGUCUGCUCACCAUCGGCGAUCGUUUCGGUGGAGCUCUGGAUGGCGCCGCGAGGGACUUCUCCACAGCCUAUGACUCCAACCUGGCGCCUUCAGAGUUUGUGACUGCCAAGCGGAAGGCCAACCAGCUCAUCUUGGGUAUCGGCCACAAGAUCAAGUCGAGGACGAACCCCGAUCUCCGCGUGGAAAUUGUAAAGGACUUUGUGCUGAACAACUUCCCCAACACCGAAAUCUUCCGUUACGCCCUCGAGGUCGAGAAAUUUACGACCGCGAAGAAGGACAAUCUGAUUCUCAAUGUUGAUGGCGCAGUCGGGGUGGCCUUCGUUGAUCUCUUGAGGGGAUGCGGCGCUUUCAGCAGGGAAGAGGCCGAGGAGUACAUCAAGAUCGGUACUUUGAACGGUCUCUUCGUCCUUGGCCGCUCUAUCGGUUUCAUCGGACAUUACCUUGACCAGAAGCGUCUCAAGCAAGGAUUGUACCGCCACCCUUGGGACGAUAUCUCGUACUUGACUCCCGAGACCUCUGGUUUUGGCAGCCAUGAACGCACAUUAGCAGAAGGCAGUGUAGUUAUGGAGCGCGGCGCCCAGCGGAACUGAUACCAGCAUGGGUUACGCCCUCGCCAUUUUCCUGCAAACGUUCUCGUUCCAUGGGCUUAGAUCCUCCUAACAUAGAUUUUUCUCCAACAAUUCCGCGCAUUUACCCCGCUGCAGUCAUCGUAGUUUCUUCCACCUUGCCCAUUUCUGUAGUAUUUUGCCAUCAUAUGCGAGCGACCCAAAUUUUGUUCAAUGUCUCUCAUUCGAAAUUAAUUCAUCCCAACUAUAGCUCAUGCCCGCUGCUACCGCCGUUUGGCAAUUUCAAUGGCAACCAAUUGGCGUUCCGACUGGUGUGCUCUACGAUAUCGGGGCGGAAAACAUGGCGGUAAUUGACAGUCCAUUCCCCACGACCACGUCGGGCAAUCCAAUUCCAGUUGAGGAAAGAUAUGGUACCAUCAAACAUUUCCA
This is a messenger RNA of Fimicolochytrium jonesii, 3984 nucleotides long. Its product is annotated as citrate synthase-like protein. Lineage: Eukaryota; Fungi; Chytridiomycota; Chytridiomycetes; Spizellomycetales; Powellomycetaceae. Gene Ontology annotation, biological process: acetyl-CoA biosynthetic process; fatty acid biosynthetic process; tricarboxylic acid cycle. The transcript is spliced from 2 exons. Gene Ontology annotation, cellular component: cytosol. The record is from RefSeq and is a predicted model, not a curated record. Gene Ontology annotation, molecular function: ATP citrate synthase activity. Bases 1 to 3579 code for a protein of 1192 amino acids.